Hyaloscypha bicolor E is the source of this 1090-nucleotide messenger RNA. RefSeq names its product TFIID-18kDa-domain-containing protein. Lineage: Eukaryota; Fungi; Ascomycota; Leotiomycetes; Helotiales; Hyaloscyphaceae. The transcript has 3 exons. Gene Ontology annotation, biological process: transcription by RNA polymerase II. Gene Ontology annotation, cellular component: SAGA complex. The coding region runs from base 100 to 1002 and encodes 300 amino acids. Gene Ontology annotation, molecular function: protein heterodimerization activity; transcription coregulator activity. The record is from RefSeq and is a predicted model, not a curated record.
UGGAGUGGCACUCCUCAACUUGAUCCUCGCAAUUUCAUAUUCAUCAUUAUUUCCCUUCAACAGGAAAAUUCGAGACCGAUACUAAUUUAAAGUCUCUAGAUGAUGUACGUCUCUGGUGAGACCGCCGAAGCCUCUUCAGAAACCACGGGUAUGAUUGAAGAAAUCGUUCGGCAACAGGUCAUCGAAAUGCUUCGGCAAUGUACCGAGCAGGCCUCACGUCGAGGUAGCAGAUCCAUCUCAACCGACGACCUCAUCUUCCUCAUCCGCCACGAUCAAGCCAAGGUCUCCCGCCUGCGUACAUUCCUCUCCUGGAAGGACGUGCGGAAAAAUGUCAAGGACUCCGACGACAAAGGUGGCGACGCAGAUCUCGGAACUGGUGACGAACCGGUCGGAGCAGUAGCAGGAGGGCCAGUCGUCGACACCGCCAAAAAGAACAAAAAAGCCAAAGUGGGUCUUCCUUGGGAAGUCCCUUCAUUCUACAACCAAGAGGUCCCCGAGCGCGAAGAUGAAGAGGACGAGGACGAGGAAGAAAUGAAUUAUGCCACAUUGCAACGACUCAAGAAAGCGGAUGAGCGGACAAAGGCCAUGACGAAGGAGGAGUACGUCACGUGGUCUGAAUACCGCCAAGCUUCGUUCACAUUCCGCAAGGGCAAGAGAUUCAAGGAAUGGGCUGGCUUUGGCGUUGUCACGGAUUCAAAACCUAACGAUGAUAUCGUAGACAUCCUCGGUUUCUUGACAUUCGAGAUCGUGCAGACGCUUACGGAGGAGGCACUGAAGAUCAAGGAGCAGGAAGACUUGGUGAAGGAUAAGUCUGGUGGUGAACAAAGGGGCAAAAAGCGGAAGAUUCAAGGACUUUUUGAUCCACCGUCUGAGGGCCGAACGCCAGUUGAGCCGAGACAUAUCCAGGAAGCAUUCAGGAGGUUGCAGCAGAGGCCGAACAAGCAGCGGGCGAUGUGCAACUUUACGAGAGGUCUGAACAGGACUCCGCUGAAAUUGUUCUGAUCGGCCGAUGGCCUCGAAUUCUGAUUUAGUUGGGGCGUUACAUGGUUGGUUGGUUUGGCGGCACGGGAGCAUCUCAUGGUUGGAAAUU